Molecule: messenger RNA, 2636 nt
Organism: Ahaetulla prasina
Lineage: Eukaryota; Metazoa; Chordata; Lepidosauria; Squamata; Colubridae
Gene: MPV17
Product: mitochondrial inner membrane protein MPV17
Exons: 8
Coding region: 320-853 (177 amino acids)
Cellular component (GO): cytoplasm; membrane
Source: RefSeq, a predicted model, not a curated record
AAAAGCUCUACGGUUGCGACGAUCCCUAUAUACGAAUCCUCUCUUUAAUUCGUAGUUCUACUCGAGUUGCGAGGCGUAUAUAUUCUUCCCUCCGCCCCCUCUGUUUCUUUCUACCAAUAGGCGCUUCAGGAACGUUGUGCGUCAUCACUUGCUGCCUUGAGGUCGGCGGAGCCACGUGCCUGCCCGUACCGGGGUUAUUCAAAGCCGGGAAGGCGUGAGAAAAUCGCUCUAAGUAAUACGUGCCUGAGGUUGGGAAGUAUAUAUCCGGCGGCUGUGCGGCUUCCGGCGGCUGAUUUUGCGAGAAGCUGUGUUAGGUGAUAUGGCAACCUUUUGGAGAGCCUACCAGAGAUUGAUGGUCCAGCACCCCUGGAAGGUGCAAAUCAUCACAGCUGGGACCCUCAUGGGUGCUGGAGAUGUGAUUUCACAGCAAGUGAUUGAAAGAAGAGGGCUGUCUGGGCACAGUGGCUGGCGGACCCUAAAAAUGAUGAGCAUUGGUUUUUGCUUUGUGGGCCCAGUCAUUGGAAGAUGGUACCAGAUCCUGGAUCGUCUAGUGCUAGGCAAAACCAGAGUGGCUGCACUCCAGAAGAUGCUGCUGGAUCAGGUUGGAUUUGCACCCUGCUUCCUGGCCUGUUUUCUGACUAUGGCGGGAACACUCAACGGCCUAUCCUUGAAAGAGAACUGGAGCAAGCUCAAGGAGGACUACCCUGAUGCCCUGAUUACCAACUACUAUAUUUGGCCAGCAGUGCAGGUUGCCAACUUCUACUUCAUCCCCUUGAACUACAGACUUCCUGUGGUCCAGUGUGUUGCCAUUAUCUGGAACAGUUAUCUUUCCUGGAAAGCCAAUAAACUAUAACCUGGCAUGGGAAGACACGAGAACUAUGCUUAAUCCUAUUAGAACGCCUGCAGAUUCUCUUUACUCUCUGUUCAUCAUGAAAUGCCAACAGAUGAACAACCCAGAAUACAUAUCAUAUACAUAUCAUAUACCAACCACAAGGAUGCCCAAUCAACCAGCAUAUGCAACUGCACAAAGACGUAUUUGUGAAAAAGCUCCCAAGUGUUUCCUGAAAAGGAGAACUGGGCAAAAUAAACCUUUACUCUGCAUACUCUGCUAUUAGCAGUUAAAGAAUCAGACCAGCUAUCACAGCUGCUUGACGGAACUGAAGAUAUACUGCGUUAUAGAAUACAUGAAAUGUUGCAAUCAUCUAGGUACUUGACUGUAGAAUGUGGUAGGCCCUUGUAGGAAAACUACUAAUUCCUCUGAGCUAUGUUUACUAUUCUUUAGGAACGCAAGAAGCUCUUUUAUACCUGGCCAGAAUACACUUGGCUCUAAUGGAUACACUUAGCAUAAGUAAAUUUCAAUGUUCUCUUUUCCAGUAGUUCUCAUUUAACAACUGCCUUAUACAGUUAGCAGUUAUAACAAUGAUGAAAAAGUAUCCUUGCAACCAAUCCUUGCAUUUAUGAACUUCGCAGGUCUAUAAAGCAAAGGAAAGCCGAAGUAAGACCAUAACUACAAUUGCAGUUUCACUACCAACUCCUUUGCUUAAUGAUCAAGUUACCAGUUCCAAGUGUGGGGCCAAAUGAAAACUACCUGUAUUUAGCUCUUUGGUAGCUUACUGUGUCAUAUAACCCAAUUUUCAAUUAGUUUAUGGUUUAAUGCAUUAUUUUUAACUCGGUGAGAAUUCAGUAACCAGACCAAGCAUCUUGUGUAACUGAGCCAUAGAAUAAGACAUUUGCUCCAUUUUGCCUGUUACUGUAAAUAAUUACUGUAGUGGCUUUUUAGUGUUUUAAGGCUACUUUUCUGCUCUUGCUUUGGCAUAUCAAGAAUUAGAUCUGAGGCCACCUGAAUGCAAAGCAUGAGGUCUAUUGCUGAACUCACUUUUGAAAUAUUGAGAUAUCCAACUGAUACCUAGCUGAGUUAAUUUUGGAAAGAAUUUUGAAAAUUGAUCAAGGAGAGAUCUAUUAGUGGCACUUUGCUAUGAUAACUAGAGGGCAUCUCCAUAUAUUGAACCAGUCUCAGGAAGCUUCUAUUGUUGAUUUAUUUAUUUGUAGUAGAUGGCAUCUACAGAGAACAUCAAUCACCAAUGUACAAAUUUAGUUUAAAGCAUCAGCAAAUAUGAGUGUGUACAGUAUUUUUUUAUUUAACAGUUUUAUAAGAACUCACAAAAUAUAUUGGAUCCCAGAUCCAUAUUUUGCAACUAAACAUAGAUGGCUUAAAUAAAAGUCAAUGGAAGAUCCAGGGACCACAAUUGGAGCAACAAUAAUGUCCAUUGUUGAUGAGUAUCAUGUAAGAAUGAUUGACUUUGAUGUUCCGGUUGAUUCUAAGGAAUCAAAAUGACGACUAUGAAAAAUAGAAUAUUUAGUCCAAUCCAACUGGAAUCAGUUCUUACAAAGUAGGUAAUCAUAUAGAAUAUAUACUGUAUGUGGUGCAGUGGUUAAGGUUUUAGACUAGGAUCAAGGAGACCCAUUUCUAGUCUGCCAUGGAAGCUCACCAAGUGAUAUUUAGGUUGGUUACUUUCAUUCAAGCCAAUCUACUGAUCAGGGUUGUGGUUAUGGGAGAAAAAUAAGAGGAGGGAAUAUUAUGUAUGCUAUCAUGAGCUUCUGUACAAAAAGUGAUAUAUAAAUCAAAUGAAUAAACA